AUGUCGCUCUCUCUGAAGACCAUCGUCGUCACCUAUGCCCUCCUCGCCGCCGAGCUUGCCUCGGCUCAUGGGGGCAUCAUCAGGGCGGUUGGGGAAAACAACACGGAAGGGAUGGCGCUCGGAAUCGUGACGAGCACCGAUCGGACUGGCACAAGAAGGAACCCAUUUCAGCAGGAUUCGACUCGUUUUCGUGGAGAUGCUGCCGAAUCGGUGGGCGAGACGCUCGGCGGUGGCACGAACGAUGUUGAGUCUGGUACAUCGGCCAUCAUGGCCGAGACGGGUGGCCAGCUGCCCGUCGUGCGAGCCGGCGGCGAGCUCGAAAUGACGCUCCACCAGGUCAAUGCCGACGGAGCCGGUCCAUACACCUGCAUGAUCAACGACGACGGGACGGCCAAGUCGUGGCAGAACAUCCAAGUUACCCAAAAUGUUGCCGGCAACGAUCGAGGUCGCAACCGGAACGGCAACGCGUCUGACCACCCCCUGAAUGUCCGGAUCCCCGCCGAUCAGCAGUGCACCGGCACCGUCGCCGGCAUGAGCAAUGUGUGCAUGGUACGCUGCCAGAACCCGGCACGGGCUGGUCCCUUUGGCGGCGUCGUUCCCGUUCAGAUGGCUGCCGCCGCCGCUCCAGCUGCUGCCGCUCCAGUUGCCGCCGCUCCAGCUGCUGUCACUCCGGUUGCCGCCGCUCCGGUUGCUGCCGCUCCAGUUGCUGCCGUUCCAGCUGCUGCCGCUCCGGUUGCUGCUACCCCGGCCGCCAAAGCCAACCGGCAGUCACGCAACAGCGACAAGCGCAGCAACAACCGGCCGUUGAUCCGCCGUGGAGCUUUUAUCAAGCGCAUCGAUGAGAAGACCCGCGUCGUCGAGUUCACCAAUUGA
Messenger RNA from Drechmeria coniospora, 873 nucleotides. RefSeq lists its product as uncharacterized. Bases 1 to 873 code for a protein of 290 amino acids. The record is from RefSeq and is a predicted model, not a curated record. The transcript has a single exon. NCBI's taxonomy places the organism in Eukaryota, Fungi, Ascomycota, Sordariomycetes, Hypocreales, Ophiocordycipitaceae.